ACUCUCCCUCAAUCCGAUUUCCUAGAGUUCGAAAUUCGAUACUAUGGCUCCAGUCGAGAAUUCCAGCAACUCGAGAAACAUCAUCGUCUCGGGCGGCGCUCGCGGCAUCGGUCGAGCUCUGGCUCGUUACUUCCUCGAAGCUGGCCACCGUGUCUACAUUUUCGACAUCCAGGAAGAAGAGCUAGAAUAUCUCAAGAAGGUACACCUUAAGAAAUACGAUGAUGACGGGAAGUUGGAGGUGGACACGUGCAAUCUCCGGGACGUAAAGGAGAUUCGAUCAAAGGUCCAAGCCGCGGCCAAGUUCUUCGGCGGCCGUAUCGACGUCCUGGUCAACAACGCAAGCAUUGCGUCGCCAUACUGGAAAGACGGGAAGACGAUGGAGGACCGGGAAACCUUGGAGCAAUGGCAGGCGUACAUCGAGACGAAUCUCACGAGCCCAUUCGCCAUGAGCCAGGCCUGUAUCCCGUACAUGAAAACCGAGCAGCGAGAUGCCGUGUCCGGAGCGCAGAAGAUCCACGGUGCCGGUCCAUGCAUUAUCCACAUUGGCUCCUUCCGAGCUCAUCAGAGCGAUCCGAAUCAGGAGGGGUAUGCCGCGAGCAAGGCAGGCCAGCUGGGCCUGAUGCACGCAAUGGCAAUCAGCCUAGGUCAUAUGGGCAUUCGCGUGAACCUCGUGGCUCCUGGAAGGAUCAAGGCUGCCCAUGAGAGCAAGGAGGGCGAUGAGAGGGGCGAGGAUUGGGAAGGCCAAAUUGCGGAGAAGGAUGUCGAAGAUCAUCCAACGAACCGCGCUGGAAGGCCAAAGGACAUUGCGGACGCUUGCAUGUACCUGAUGGACGCGGGUUUCGUAACAGGACAAGACAUCACGGUCGAUGGAGGAGCCUUGCGAAAGAAGUAA
Molecule: messenger RNA, 892 nt
Organism: Trematosphaeria pertusa
Lineage: Eukaryota; Fungi; Ascomycota; Dothideomycetes; Pleosporales; Trematosphaeriaceae
Product: short chain alcohol dehydrogenase
Exons: 2
Coding region: 44-892 (282 amino acids)
Source: RefSeq, a predicted model, not a curated record